Molecule: messenger RNA, 3362 nt
Organism: Xiphias gladius (swordfish)
Lineage: Eukaryota; Metazoa; Chordata; Actinopteri; Istiophoriformes; Xiphiidae
Gene: slc26a11
Product: solute carrier family 26 member 11
Exons: 15
Coding region: 450-2180 (576 amino acids)
Biological process (GO): transmembrane transport
Cellular component (GO): membrane
Molecular function (GO): secondary active sulfate transmembrane transporter activity
Source: RefSeq, a predicted model, not a curated record
UGUGGUCACAUGACGGAGGCCACGUGAUCGGAGAAAACCGGAACCUCUGUCUCGCGCCUCAUCAGUGGACGUGCGCUCAGUAAAGGGAAGCGGACUCUGUUAAAGAGGACCUGAAAAAUCUCUGCUGAGCCAGGGGAUGAUACUGUUAGACAAGAAGACAGACAGGAUCACAGCAUGUCUCUGAAGACAUGGCACCCGCUCCCUUUGAUUUGCUGUGUAUUUGUCCAGAAAAGGACACACAAAAGCUGACAUAUGCGGGUGCACAUAGCACUUCUUUGUUGUGUUUUCCUGAAUUCUCCCCCUGUGGAGGAAGACGACUCUAAGGAGGCAAAACCAAAGCCAGAGAAACCAAGCAGCACUUCCCAAACGCAAGUUUGUGACAUUUAAGCUAGAGGAGAAAGCUUCCUUGCUUUGUGUUCUCCUUCCCCACCUCUAACCCUUCCCAUGCGAUGGAACGGCCUCUGCUGAGACGAGUGUCGGCCUGGGGCUGCUGCUCCUACAACGCCCUGAAGGCCUGGCUGCCCAUCCUCUCCUGGCUGCCCAGGUACAAGCUGAAGUGGCUUCAGAUGGACCUGCUCGCAGGCCUCACCGUUGGGCUGACGACAGUGCCGCAGGCGCUGGCCUACGCUGAAGUAGCUGGCCUUCCUGUGCAGUACGGACUCUACUCUGCCUUCAUGGGGGGGUUCAUCUACACCCUGCUGGGGACCUCUAAGGACGUGACUCUGGGUCCCACAGCCAUCAUGUCCCUACUGUGUUUCUCUGUGGUGGGGGGGGAGCCACACCGGGCCGUGCUUCUCAGCCUCCUCUGUGGACUCAUCCAGGCUGUAAUGGCAUUACUGAGAUUAGGCUUCCUCUUGGACUUCAUCUCUUUCCCUGUAAUAAAAGGCUUCACUUGUGCUGCUGCAGUAACCAUUGGCUUUGGCCAGGUCAAGAAUAUUCUGGGACUUCAAGGCAUUCCCCAUCAGUUCUUCCAGCAGGUGUACUACACCUUUUACAAGAUCCCAGAGGCCAGGAUAGGUGAUGUGGUCCUAGGUCUGCUUUGUCUCGUCCUGCUGGUCAUGUUGAUGUUUAUGAAGACGAGUCUGGGCUCUGACGACGUGCCCCCCUACUCCAGACUCGCCAGAAAACUAGUGUGGGCUGUUGCUACCAUGCGUAAUGCUCUGGUGGUCGUGGCUGCAUCCCUCAUAGCCUUUUCCUGGGAUGCCUACGGUCAUCACGUGUUCACAAUCACUGGAGAAACCUCCCGGGGGCUCCCGCCAUUCAGGCCCCCACCCACCUCAGACACCACAGCCAACGGCACCAUCAUCUCCUUUGGAGAGAUUGUAGAGGGCUUGGGAGGAGGGCUUGCAGUGAUUCCCUUCAUGGGACUGUUGGAGAGCAUUGCUAUUGCAAAAGCUUUUGCCAGUCAGAACGACUACAGGAUCGAUGCCAACCAGGAGCUGCUGGCAAUUGGAGUGACUAACAUCAUGGGCUCCUUUGUGUCAGCCUACCCUGUCACUGGUAGCUUUGGGAGGACAGCGGUGAACUCCCAGACUGGGGUCUGUACUCCAGCUGGAGGGAUCGUCACCAGUGUGAUAGUGCUGCUUUCCCUGGCGUUCCUCAUGCCGGUCUUCUACUACAUCCCCAAAGCUUCUCUGGCGGCUGUUAUCAUCUGUGCGGUAGCUCCCAUGUUGGAUUACCGUGUUGUGGCUAAAAUGUGGAGGAUACGCAAGCUGGACCUGCUGCCUUUCGUUGUGACAUUCUCGAUGAGUUUCUGGCAGGUGCAGUAUGGCAUCAUAGGAGGUGUAGGUGUAUCUGGAGUCCUGCUGCUGUACAACAUGGCCAGACCCCAGAUAAAGGUGUCUGAUCACGGUGUACUGGUGAUGGAGUUGAGCAGUGGUCUCAGUUUUCCUGCCACAGAGUAUCUCAGCCACAUCAUACACACCCAGGCUCUGCAGGCGUCUCCUCCGCAGUCAGUGGUCCUGGACUGCCAUCACGUCAGCGUCAUAGAUUACACAGUGAUCAGCGAGCUCGAAGACGUGCUGAGGCAGUUCGAACUACGAAACGUGCGGCUGGUCUUUUCCAGAUUGCAGCCUUCUGUUCUGAAGGUUCUCCUGGCAGCCGAUCUGCAGGGCUUCAGGUACACAGACAGCACGGAGGAGGCGCUGCAGAUGGCAUCAGAGAACCACCGUGAUGACUGACACAGAAACUGUCCAAUCACAGUCUGGCGAGAAGAUGUUUGAUGCUGGACGGAAGCAAUAUAGCAACAAACACUGAUCAGUGACAUUUCAGAUCUGGGAUUAUUGGGUUGUUAUGACAUUAAAAUGUGAUAAACUACCUCCAUUUAUUGGCAGUCAAGUGUGCGGUGACUGCCAGUGGCCAAGUGAUGUCCCCCUUUUUCUUGUCAUACGAAGGUGUUGCACUGAGCUCUGUAUCUGCCAAACUUGACUUGGCAGAAUUAUUGCAGAAUCUCCUAGAUUACAACACUACAUUACCAUUGCACAAAAACAUGGGACCAGAUGUCAAAUACUGUGUUUUAUAGCGUUUUAGGUGACUUUGUAGGACAUUUUGUGUUUUGUAUGAAUGAGGAGUAAUGAGAGAAGUAAUAUUACUGAAAUAUAUAGUUUUACUUACAGAGGGUAUGAGGGUAUGUUUUAGGUCUGAAGGUGGUAGGUGACCUGCCAGAGACCAAAUCUGCUUUUACAGAAUAACAAUUCAUCAGUUCGUUAAUUUAUGCAUCACAAGGACACUGAUUGAAUUAUAUUAGAAACCCAAAUCACCACAUUUAUAUAAACGUUUUUAGUGAAUAAAAAGUUUACAUUUUCAUGUAUAUACAUGUGUGUUUGUGUUUGUCUUUUCAUGAAAUGUGAACAAGAUAUGAUGGCAAGAAAAGGCGUGUGAACCCUGACAAAAAUCAAUACACCCAGCCCAGUCCAGUGUUAUUCUGUCACCAUGUUAUGACGUUUUUGUGUACUUUACUUUUAGUUUUGAUUAUUUGGGCUCUUAUCAGUGUUUGAACUAAUGUACUCAAAUACAUCCUGAGUAGUACACAAACCUACAGUGUACUUUCUUACCUAUUGCACUGCAUCUGUGACUGACAGUUGAGUUGAGGGUAAAGAUUUCUUUUUGAAUGAUGACUCACCCUUGAGGAGGUGUUUGAAUUGCUUUGUAGCUUAGUUCCAGUAACAUUUAGAGCACACUAUUGCACACGGCUACUUACCGACAUAAAGUGUUAUAAAAGUCCUGUAGUGGAGCACAGAGCAUAGAGUCAACGAUUUACCUUGGGUUAAUAAACACAAAAGAAUAUAGUUUAGAAAUAUGAAGGAGGAAGGAGCACAACGAUAAAAAGCAACAUGUCAAUAUGAUAAGAAAAAUCAAAAUGG